AUGGACGAGUUCGCACCGGUUCGUGGUUUCGAUGCCCCUUUUGAUGGAGUAGGAGAUUGGGAUCCAUCGGCUAUACCUCCUCAUGAUGGGGAGAUGACCAGCCUCGACACUAGCCUAGCACAGUCAGGUCAUCAGCCUGUACCUGUAAAACCCGAACCCACGGUGGCUAAGCCUAAACCGAAGCCGAAAGAGUCACAAGCAGGGUAUGAUCCGAUGGACGUGGAUUUAGGAGAAGAGCCCGAGGAGGAACCCGUUGAAGAGGAGCCCGAAGUAGAACCUGAGGGAGAACCCGAGGAGGAACCCGAAAUGGAGCCCGAAGAAGAACUCGAGGAAGAACCGAAGGAGGAGCCUGAAGAAGAGGAGCUGAUUGAGGUCCCAUUAGAGUCAGGAGAUGAAGAUAAUCCGAUUGAGAUUGGGGCGGAUUCUGAGUCGUCAGAGGAGCAGGAGGAUCAGGGAGAGGCAGAUUCAGGUUCUAGGGAGACUGACUCAGAGUGGACACCGUCUAGAGGUCGUAGGGGUUAG
Molecule: messenger RNA, 522 nt
Organism: Syzygium oleosum
Lineage: Eukaryota; Viridiplantae; Streptophyta; Magnoliopsida; Myrtales; Myrtaceae
Exons: 1
Coding region: 1-522 (173 amino acids)
Source: RefSeq, a predicted model, not a curated record